AUGGAUGCCCUUGAGCACAGCAACGGCACUUCUGCCGCUGAAUCCAUGAGGCCUACAAAGCCCAACCUCUCGUCCCCUCCUGAUCUGGACUUCGAAGACAACGAUCAGACCCCCACGGGACUCGUUCCCGAACCCACCUCCGAACCCGCAUUGGUCAAGCCUGUCCAACAUGGAAAGUCGAUCCAAUCAGGAAAGGCCGAUUCGGGAUCCGACCCUCACUCCGUCGGUCGAAUACUAGGACAAUCUACACGCUCCUCGAGCCGCACACCUAGAAGGUUCAGCGGAAGCACGGCUGCCAGUACUGCUGCAAGCUCUAUCAGCGAACUGGAAUCGAGCUCCCUAAAGCCAUGGAGAAUCGGAGUCUGUGCCUUGGAUGUGAAGGCACGCAGCAAGCCGAGCCAGAAUAUCUUGACUCGGCUCCAAUCGAAAGGCGAAUUCGAGGUGAUUGUCUUUGGAGAUAAAGUUAUUCUCGACGAAGCAGUCGAGAAUUGGCCCGUGUGUGACUUCCUGGUAGCUUUCUUCUCUGAUGGGUUUCCCUUGGACAAAGCCAUUGCGUAUGCUAAACUUCGGAAACCACUCUGUGUUAACGACCUGCCUAUGCAAAAGGUCUUAUGGGAUCGCCGACUUUGUCUCAGAAUCCUAGAUCAUAUGGGCGUUCCUACCCCGAAGCGGCUGGAAGUCAAUCGUGACGGUGGUCCAGUUCUAGAAUCAUCGGAACUGGGCCAACAUAUCUAUCGAUUGACUGGUGUGAAGCUUGAAGGCCCAGAAAGCGGAAUUGGUGGCGGAGCCCCUCGGACCCAGAGUGUCACGAUGUCCGAGGACGGUGAGGCCUUGAUUGUUGAUGGCAAAGUGUUCAAAAAGCCCUUUGUCGAGAAGCCGGUCAACGGCGAGGACCACAACAUCCACAUCUAUUUCCCCAACGACCAACAGUACGGCGGCGGUGGAAGAAGACUAUUCCGCAAGGUUGGCAAUAAAAGCUCGGAGUAUGAUCCCAAUCUCACCGUGCCAAGAUCCGUCACGGAGAAGGAUACAAGUUACCUCUACGAACAGUUCCUCCGGGUCGACAAUGCUGAAGAUGUCAAAGCCUAUACGGUGGGGCCAGACUUCUGUCACGCAGAAACCCGCAAAUCUCCCGUGGUAGAUGGUCUUGUUCGGCGCAAUACCCACGGAAAAGAAAUACGAUACAUCACGAAACUUAGCAAGGAAGAAGCGAUAAUCGCGUCAAAAAUCUCAAACGGAUUUGGUCAAAGAAUUUGUGGAUUUGACAUGCUUCGCGUUGGAGACAAAAGCUAUGUUAUCGAUGUCAACGGUUGGAGCUUCGUCAAGGACAACAACGACUAUUACGAUAAGUGCGCCAACAUUCUCAGGGAAAUUUUCUUGGCAGAGAGACGCAAAUUCGAAGGAACAUCUGAACCAUCUGAGCCGCCAUCGCCGGAAAUGGGCCCCUCCAGAAGAAGCACUGCGGGAUCUCAUCGUCACUCUCUGAAGUCCCUAUUGAAGUCCCCCAGUGCUUCCAGGCUUUAUGGCCAGAACCAGAAGUCUACUGAAACUUCAGAGUCCUGUACUCCAUCACUUGCGUCAUCUGCGGUAGAAAGUACUGAUGUUGGCGCUGCUCUCAGCAAGCUGAAUUCUCGGGAAGGCCACUCCCCUUAUAAUACCUCGAAGCCGAAAUCUCCGGCUCUUUCGGUACAGCAUGCUAAUGACGAAACACUGCCACCCCUCCCUGCUUCCAAACACUCUUGGAAGUUGAAAGGCAUGGUGGCGGUGAUUCGACACGCAGACCGGACUCCAAAGCAAAAAUUCAAAUUUACUUUCCAUAGUCAGCCCUUCGUGAAUCUAUUGAAAGGGCAUCAGGAGGAGAUCGUGAUCAAGGGGGAAGCUGCACUGGCCAGCGUUUCCGACGCCGUCAAACAAGCUAUGGAUAAGGGGCUGGAAGACAUGGAAAAGCUCAAGCUGCUCCGCACCUCCCUCGAGAAAAAGGGUGGUUGGCCUGGAACAAAAGUGCAGAUCAAGCCAAUGUUCCGGAAACGAACCCCAGAAGAAAUGAGAGCACAGGGACGAGUUCCAAUUUCGUCUCCAUUGCCUGAGAACACGCCCAGUGAAGAGCCUCUUUCACCCGUGGCGAGUGAGGGCCUGGCGCCAGACAACGAUGAAUUGCGGAGGUCACAGACACGAAGUGAUUCUAUCUCAGAUGCAACAUUCUCUCGGUUCUCUGCCGCCGAAAAUGACUUGAUCCUGGAUAAAUUACAGCUUGUGAUCAAAUGGGGUGGCGAGCCCACGCAUGCCGCACGUUACCAAUCCCAGGAUCUUGGACUGAAUAUGCGGGAUGAUCUCAAGUUGCUGAACAAGGAAGCAUUGAAUAAUGUUCGUCUGUUUACCAGUUCCGAACGUAGAGUGAGCACUAGUGCACAAAUUUGGGCCUGCUCGUUUUUGGACCAGAAGGACAUCCCUGAAGACUUGAUACAGGUCCGGAAGGAUCUGCUUGACGAUUCUAAUGCCGCCAAGGAUGUCAUGGACAAAGUCAAGAAAAAGUUGAAAUUACUACUGCGAGAAGGAUCUGCACCCUCGCAGUUCGCUUGGCCCAAAGACAGCAACAUCCCAGAACCUUCGGUCGUCCUUGCCACGGUGGUUGAACUGAUGAAGUUCCAUCGGAGCGUCAUGCGAUACAACUACGAGAGAGUCAACAGCUCGUCAUCCGGUUUCCCGACUUCCUCCGAUGAUUCUGGAGCCGCGAGCCGGCCAACCUCUGGGGAUCAGCUUGAUAUAUCUAAUAUACAGGGCCGCUGGUGUGCUGGCGAAGAUCCUCGACUCUUCAAGGAGCGAUGGGAAAAGCUCUUUGCGGAGUUCUGUGACACCGAAAAGGUCGACCCGAGCAAGCUUUCCGAGCUCUACGAUAGUAUGAAAUUUGAUGCACUACACAACAGACAGUUUUUGGAGUGGGUCUUCAUGCCCCCGGACAAUGCCCAGGAUGGUGAAGAAGAUCAAAAAAGCAAGCUCACAACAAAGAUGGACGCAAGCGCAGAGGUAAAAGUCGGACCGGAAAUCGGGAAUGAGAAGGCCGAAGAACGCGCUGAGGGUCAGACGUUCGCUCAUCGCUUUGGCUUGAAGCGGCGCAUUCACGCUCUCGAGGCAUUGCCGCAUCUUCGAGCACUCGAUGAUUCAUACGACCAUUAUUUCAAGCUUUUCCCCGGCCCCAAAUCUUCUGUAAGCAAGAUGGAUGAGCGGCUCUCGAAGCUUCGGGAACUAUACAAAUUGUCCAAGGUCUUGUUUGAUUAUGUGACGCCUCAAGAAUAUGGUAUCACCGACAGUGAGAAACUAGAGAUUGGCCUCCUGACAUCUCUUCCUCUUCUUCAAGAAAUUGUUCGUGAUCUGGAAGAGGUGCAGGCUUCGCAGGAUGCCAAGUCUUUCUUCUACUUCACCAAGGAAUCCCACAUCUACACCCUCUUGAACUGCAUCUUAGAAGGUGGAAUUCAAACCAAGAUCGCUAGAAGCGCCAUCCCGGAACUUGACUAUCUCUCUCAGAUUUGCUUCGAGUUAUACGAGGCUCGUGACAGUGAAUCGGAUUCCUACUCUUACUCCAUCCGCAUCUCGGUCAGCCCAGGUUGUCACGCCUUCGACCCGCUUGACGUGCAACUCGAUUCCCGGCACGCCAUCGGCUGCGCCCCGCGACGAAGCCUGACAGCUCAUCAGGAUUGGAAGGAGGUGAUUGAGACGCUCAAGGCGAAAUUUGACACUGUAAAACUACCUAAAACCUUCAUUGCGGUAAACCUGAGUGACAAGCACAUUUCCCACGAUGAGAACUCGCCAACACCCUCGCGUGGCAUCUCCCCGACCCAAUACUGA
This is a messenger RNA of Penicillium paradoxum, 3843 nucleotides long. Its product is annotated as inositol polyphosphate kinase VIP1. The record is from RefSeq and is a predicted model, not a curated record. Gene Ontology annotation, biological process: inositol metabolic process; inositol phosphate biosynthetic process. The transcript is spliced from 3 exons. Bases 1 to 3843 code for a protein of 1280 amino acids. Gene Ontology annotation, molecular function: 5-diphosphoinositol pentakisphosphate 1-kinase activity; inositol hexakisphosphate kinase activity; diphosphoinositol pentakisphosphate kinase activity. Lineage: Eukaryota; Fungi; Ascomycota; Eurotiomycetes; Eurotiales; Aspergillaceae. Gene Ontology annotation, cellular component: cytosol.